This is a messenger RNA of Centrocercus urophasianus (Greater sage-grouse), 5186 nucleotides long. It is a transcript of the gene LGI1, whose product is annotated as leucine rich glioma inactivated 1. NCBI's taxonomy places the organism in Eukaryota, Metazoa, Chordata, Aves, Galliformes, Phasianidae. The coding region runs from base 3512 to 4834 and encodes 440 amino acids. The record is from RefSeq and is a predicted model, not a curated record. The transcript is spliced from 7 exons. Gene Ontology annotation, molecular function: protein binding.
AUUUUUGUUAUGAAAUGUAUAUGUACCCAUAAAUAAUGAAAUAAGGUUCUCAAUAUUAUUUUGAUGGGAAAUAGGAAGAGAAUGUUCGUUAGAUGACAAAAAACAAGACUUUUAGUAAUGUGAAAGAUAGUGCAUGUUUAAUUUUUUCAAAGUCCAUGUACUUGGUGUUUUGCAGGGAUAUCUGUUGUCAGUGCUACUUUGAAUGAUUGCGUUCUGGAGCUUUUGGUGACAGAAUGUGUGCUAUCUUUAUAGGAUUUUAAUUAAUAUUACAGUAGGGAUUUGAGCAUUGCAACAACUGUUCUUCCUGUUUCUCUCCUGCAGCACCAGGGCCUGAUCACAAUACAGAGCUUCCCAUUUGCAACUUUCAUUGCCCGUGAGCUCAGAGCCCCACAGAUCAGGCCCUUCUGUUCUGUGGGACAGGUCCUGGACUCCUUUUCCAUGCAAAAUUGCCACUGACUUCUGUGGAAGUUUAGCCACUUCAGUGGGAGUUUUGCCUUGCUAGUGUCUCAUUUUGACCAUUAUUUAUGAUUUCAUGUUUUUUGAAAAUGCACAGAAGUAAUGAAAAUUUUCUUUUAAUUAAAAAAAAAAACCAAAACAAGAAAACAGUUAUUUUAAAAUCAAAGACUGUGAUACAUAGAAAGAGAUUGCCUUUGGACAUUUAAAAAUUGGUUGCAUUUCUAUAUAGGUUUUUUACAGGUUCACAGGCUUUCCUAGAAAUGUGGGCAUAUGAUUACAUAAUUGCCAGCUAUACAAAGGUAGAGGGGGUGUAACCUGAACUGUUUACAGUGGAUGUGCCACCAGCCUGAAACAUAUCCAGGCUGGUCUCAGAAAUCUGGUGAGAAAGGCAACUUGAUGUGAUCAAAAUCCAAAUUAGACAUCUGUCCUGGGCUGACUCGGCAUGCAGGCUAGAUGUGGUCAGAAGUGUCGUGGUGAUGGAUUGGAGCCCUAAUGCUGUCUCGUUAAAGUGUUGGUGCACUGAUAGCUGAAGCCCUGACCCUAGCUGUACUCUGCUACCUCAAGUGGAGCUGAUAAGGAGGUGCAGACAUACUGUACAAUUUUGGAUACAGGGUAAAUAGGUAAAUGCAGUUACUAUGGAAACCUAAAUGCUUUUCCGUUGUGCUUCAUUCCUGAGAAUAUUUUCCCAGGUGGUCACUGAUCACAAAAGGGACAAAUUUCACGCAUCCCCUGCAAUGGACCUUUCAAAGAAAAGAAAAAAAGAUGCACUGGUGGAGCUUGUGUCUGAAGAGGGAGUAGGACACCAUCAUCGUCUCUCCUGGCUAUGAUGUGCCACCUACACUUAGCAAUCUGCUGCCAGGCAGGCGGGGAUGGGCUGGGUGGAGCAGGACAGACACAUUCUGGUGGUUUUGAGUCAUUAUAGUGCCCGAGGGUUGUAGUCUCUGACAAUGGCUUUUGGCAUUUUGGUAGUGGAAAUAAUUUGCAAGGUCUGCCUUAGGCUUCACUGGAAUGCAUGUUCUCAGCCGCUGUUAAUAAUGCUGCAACAAAAGCUGCACUCCCAGAAAAGCUGUUUUUGUUUCCUUAUGGGCUUUGACAAGUGAUCUGUUAGAAUGGUGCAAGCUAUCCACAGACUACUUCUGCUACCUAGCAAUUCUAAAAAUACUGACUGCUUGUCCAGGUGUAUCUCUAAUGUGGGAGCCGAGCUGCUUGCAAUCUUUGGGAAGGCAGAAGCAGGGCUCUACCUAUGGGGCCAAUACUCCAGUUUCUACGUAGGAAGGAAAAACUUCCAUAUUUGGCAGAAGAUAGAGUAACGCAAAUAAGAAUAUGGAAAACUAUGGUUAAUUAAAGGAAGUUUUAGCUUGAUGUAAUUAUAGCUGUAUUGGUAGGUUUAAUUUAGCCAAUGGCAAGAUUUAGCAGCCUGCACAUACUUUUAUAUAAUAGUCUCUCCAGCAUGCCAAUCACACAUUUCUGAGUGUGGAAUAUUCUGCUUCUAUUAUUCUUUACUACUGUUGUUACUGUAGUAAUGGCAGUGGUCUCUGGAAAAAUCAUGGUCUUAAUGUACUAAACGCUGCACAGCAGUCCUACAUCAGGAGAGCUUUUCUUCCUGAAUGGUGCAGAUGGUAUGAUCUGUGCUCUUUGUGUGGCAACAAAAAUGUGCAGCGCCUACAGAAAUGAGUGAAGUGCCAGCAAAAGCGUUCCCGAAAAAUAGGGGGCAUCUCCCUGCUCACAUCUCCAGCACUUGUAGCUGUGUCUGUCAGGCAAUGUGCACAGGGUACCCUUAUAAAUGGAUGACACUGAAGCACAUGGAGAGAAGGGAGUUAAAUGAUAGUGUUAGGAUUCACAACUGACAGCAGCACAGCUCCUGCCCUGCAGUAUGGUUCUUAGCUAUCAUGCAGCUGCCUUUCUCCCCACCUCAGAAGUAAUUUGGUGGUGAUCAAACAGAGCUGGUUCUUGAGGUCAGAAAGUAGGAGAAAAGAGAUUUCGUGCAUCAGAUAGAUGUGAUACAGACACUGGGGGGAGGUACAAGAUGGGAGGCAAAUGAGCUCACCAACUACUAGACCUAUGCCAUGAUCCUGGCAAUCUCUACUGCAGCCAAACUAUUUAAAGAGAUACUACCCUAUUCUCAUAGCAUACAAGCAGGGCAGAAUGCAGAAAAAUAAAUAUUAUCCAGAGAAACCGUGUCAGAAAACAGUUUCAUGUAGUGAAUUUACUAAACUGGUUUUCAGGUUCAUGGACUUUAUAAAAAUACUUAUUUUCUCUAAGAGAAGAAUCCAUUGUUACUAACAAAAAGGAAGAAUUUCCUGAUUGUAUUUUUGUAAAAAUGUAGGAACAUAUUUAAAGUGAAAAAAGUGCAGUCUGCAGUCGCCUAGUGAGAAAAACAAACCAACUGGAAUUUAUUCCUAAUGCAGACUACAAAGGAAGAGAUUAACUCAUUCAGUGAAUUAAUUCAUACUUGAAAAUCUUGAUUUCCUGAAUGCCUAAGGAUAUCAUAGUGUAAGUCUAUUCAUCCAUCAGGUCCAACUUAAUAAAAUAUAGAUGUGCAACUAGUAUUCCACUGAGGAAAAGUUCAUCUUAUUUGACAGUGCCUUACCAUUUUAAGGGUGUGGCAGUUUUGAGCUGCAUUAAAAUGGGCAGAUGCAAAGAUGCCUGAUAAUCAUAAAUAAAGCUGGAAAAAAUCAAUGCUAGUCCACUCUUAAGGGCUACAAGAUUACAUAAAAUUAAAUGUGUUGCCAGUAUUUUUACUGCUAGAUGGAUGAAAAAUACAUGCACCUACUGAGAGUUAUCUCCAUCAAGUAUUGCGUGGCCUUAGAAAAGUAGUUCUGAACACUGACUGAAUUAGAAUAACCCUAAGAAAUUUCACAUUUUUUCUCAGGAAACUCUCAGUACCCUCAGGUCAAACCCGCUCACAAGUUUAACUCCUAACUAAGGAUUUUUCCUACCUGUCAUCUGUGUAAAUUCAACUUGAUGUCUGGCUUGUAGACUAGAUUUUUCUUCACAUUGUCAUCCAAAGUUGUUUACGUCCAAUACUUUUGAUGUUAUUAGUGAUGACGCUUUCAUGGGCCUUCCUCAUCUAGAAUAUUUGUUCAUAGAGAACAACAGCAUUAAGUCAAUUUCAAGAAAUACUUUCAGAGGACUGAAAUCUUUAAUUCACCUGAGUCUCGCAAAUAAUAAUCUCCAAUCGCUUCCAAAAGACAUAUUCAAAGGCUUGGAUUCUUUAACAAAUGUAGAUCUUAGAGGCAAUGCAUUUAAUUGUGACUGCAAACUGAAAUGGCUAGUGGAGUGGCUGGGCAGCACCAAUGCAACUGUUGAAGAUAUUUACUGUGAAAGUCCACCAGAAUACAAGAAGCGCAAAAUCAAUAGCCUCUCCUCAAAAGAAUUUGAUUGCAUUAUUACAGAAUUUGAAGUUUUUCAGUCCCUGCCAUAUCAAUCUCUAUCAGUAGAUACUUUCUCAUACAUGAAUGAUGAACAUGUGGUUAUUGCACAGCCUUUCACUGGAAAAUGCAUCUUUCUUGAAUGGGACCAUGUAGAAGUGAUGUUCAGGAAUUAUGACAACAUUACAGGUACUUCAACUGUUGUGUGUAAACCUAUAGUUAUUGAGAGUCAGCUGUAUGUCAUUGUUGCACAGCUGUUUGGAGGCUCCCACAUAUAUAAAAGAGAUAUUUUUGCUAAUAAGUUCAUAAAGAUUCAAGAUAUUGAAAUCCUUAAAAUCAGAAAGCCCAAUGACAUUGAAACUUUCAGGAUUGCUGAAGACUGGUAUUUUGUUGUUGCAGACAGUUCAAAAGCUGGUUUCACCACUGUUUACAAAUGGAAUGGGAAUGGAUUUUAUUCCCAUCAGUCUCUGCAUGCCUGGUACAGAGAUACUGAUGUGGAGUUUCUUGAAAUAGCCGGCAAACCGCAUUUAAUUCUGUCAAGUAGUUCCCAAAGACCUGUAAUAUAUCAAUGGAACAAAGGAACAAAUGAAUUUGUUAAGCGUUUUGAUAUCCAGGAUAUGGAAGAUGCAUAUGCGGUGAAACAUUUCAAAGUGAAAGAGGAUGUAUACAUUUGUUUAACAAGAUUUAUUGGGGACUCUAAAGUAAUGAAAUGGGGUGGUUCAGCAUUUCUGGAUUUACAAAGAAUGCCAUCCCGAGGGUCAAUGGUAUUCCAACCGCUCCAGAUACGUAAUUAUCAAUAUGCCAUUCUCGGAAGUGAUUAUUCUUUCACUCAAGUCUAUUAUUGGGAUGCUGAGAAAGCAAAAUUUGUGAAGUUUCAAGAAUUAAAUAUACAGGCACCAAGAUCUUUCAUACAUGUCUCCAUCGAUAAACGAGAUUUUCUCUUUGCUUCCAGUUUUAAGGGAACUACACUGAUUUAUAAACAUGUCAGAGUUGACUUAAGCGCAUGACACUCAUAAAUCUGAGGUUACAUCAGACUUUCUGCCGUAAGUGGACAAAAUGAACUAAAUGCAUGAUGACUCUCUUAUCUUACUUCCAAAUGAAUGCCUUUAAAAGUUGAGAUUGCUAGAACAAAGUAUUACUAGUAUCUUCAUCUUUAAUUGUCAAGUCUAGUGAUGUUGGAAGUUGCAUUUUUUAACAAAAAGAAAUUAACUGUUCUUUGCAUCCACAGUAUGUAAAUAUGUGUGCAACUGCAUCUGUUGCUAUAAAGAAUAUUAAGAUGUACUUUUCCAUUUAUUUAUUCACCUGUUUGAAACAACUGCCAAAUAAAAUGUUUACAUUUUGUGUCUUUCACAUUCCAAA